AUGGCAUCAUUCAACCCAUUUGCGAGACGCGAAACUCAUAGCGCCAACUCCCUAAAUACCUACCGGGUCCUUGUACCCCUCACCUGGGCCCUGGUUGUGGUGGUCGGCAUCUACUACUCCAUUCACUCGCCCGACGAUACCAAGAAGGGCAAGAAGAUCUGGAAACAGGCUAAUAAACAUAAUACUCCGUUCAGUCAGAACACUACGGUGACCGGUGUUUUCUGGAUCGUCCUCCUCCUCUCUCAGCUCAGCUAUGUCUGGCACCUCUUUUCCAAGAACAAUGUUCUUGUCACAGCCGCUGCCAAUGUAGCCAGCCACUUCAUCCUGAACAACCUCUUCCUCGCCGCUUGGAUCUGCCUCUGGACCCGCAACCACUUCUGGGGUGCAGAGAUCGUCCUCAUCGCCCAUCUAAUCAAUCAGACAGUCACCUAUUGGCGUCACCGCGGGCUGCCGCCAUUUGUGCACCUACCCGCUGUUGCCGGUCCUUAUGCCUGGACACUUACUGCGCUGUUCUGGAAUGGAGCGGUCGCUGUCCAUAGCCAUAAUCUGCCUGGCCGUAUUGUUGCCAAUAUCUUUAUCUGGGUGAUUCUCGCGAUUGGACUGUUUGAUAUCGUCCUCUGGGAGGAUUAUAUCCUUGGAUAUUGUUUGAGUUGGUUGACACUGUCACUUGCUCUCAGACAAGUCGCCAUCAAGAUCAUUGCCCUACAGUGGAUCUUUGCCUUUACCGUCUUUGCCGUGUUCUUGGCCGUCUCUCUUUACAUCUCUACGACCAAGUACACUGGUCGUGACAGCCUCUUCCGUCGCGUUGCCCACCCCGAGGCAGUUGACCGAGAGAGAGAGCCACUGCUCAAUGAGGGGGUCACAUUCCCACGUUCUAUCAUGAACCGCCAUCCGCCCAAUUACGGCGACGCGCCGCCCGCGUACCUCAACCACGACACGGCUUCCUAUCUCUCUGAUCCCGAGUCUCCAACCAAUGCCUCGCAUCUCAAUGGAGGAACUAUGCGUUUAUUGCCUAGCGGUGACGGCGCCGAUGACUUUGCUAGUAGUCAUAGGCCUCCUUCGCCUUCGCAUUAUGAUGAUUAUGAUCACACUCCGACUGCACAAGAUCGAAGCUAUGAUCAUUACUAUGAGGUGCCCAGCGUCUCCUCUCCUUCACGCCCACCAUCCAGCUUGGCCAGUGGGCCCAGUAUCCCGCCCCCUACAGCAAGCCUGGCAGACACUUCUGUCUACCCAUCUAUUCCCGCACGCACAGGAUCGCCAGUUCGCCCGUGGAGCCCAUCACAUAUCCGACCACCGUCCGUGUCAAGUGUUGGAUAUGAACGGGCCGAUCUAAACGGUAGCCCUCGGCCUGGUACACCCAGCUCAAGAUAUGGGGGUAGUCCUCGCCGACCAUUGCCUCCUGCGCCGUUGUUCUCCGGGCCAAAAUCAACAGUGGAUACGAGCAUCAAUAUUGGUGAUGCCCAUGGCGAAGAUCCGUUCGGCGGUGAUGGCCGUACAAUUCACCAUACUUCUCGCGGUAGCGUCCGAUCAUUCAUGAGUGAGUCAACAAUGUUAGGAGACGAGAAAGACGGCAUGUCAAAAGUCGACCUCGAUGAUGAAGAUGUCGACGAAUCGCAUAUGAUGGACCCCAACCUCCACUAUGGCCCGGCGCCCGACAAACAGGGCCGUCGUGGUGUCCGAUCCACGCAGGUAGCCAAAAAGGAAGUUCAGCUAGUCAACGGCGAGCUUAUUUUAGAAUGCAAGAUUCCAACCAUUCUUCACAGCUUCCUGCCUCGUCGUGACGAGCGCGAGUUUACACACAUGCGAUACACCGCUGUCACAUCCGAUCCAGACGACUACGGCGAACGAGGAUAUAAGCUUCGACAGCAGAUUGGUAGCACGACUCGCGAGACAGAGCUGUUUAUUUGUAUCACAAUGUACAACGAAGAUGAGAUUGGUUUCACCCGCACUAUGCACGGUGUGAUGCGGAAUAUCAGUCACUUCUGCUCGCGUACUAAGUCGCGGACAUGGGGCCGUGAUGGAUGGAAGAAGAUCGUUGUUUGCAUUGUCGCCGAUGGACGUAAGAAGGUCCAUCCGCGUACACUCAAUGCAUUGGCCGCCCUGGGUGUGUACCAGGAGGGCAUUGCGAAGAAUAUUGUCAACCAAAAGGAAGUCCAGGCACACGUGUAUGAGUACACCACGCAGGUCUCGCUUGACGACGAUCUCAAGUUCAAGGGUGCCGAGAAGGGAAUUGUCCCAUGUCAGGUCAUCUUCUGCUUGAAGGAACAUAAUAAGAAGAAGCUAAACUCCCACCGAUGGUUCUUUAAUGCUUUCGGUCGUGCCCUUCAACCAAAUAUUUGUAUUUUGCUUGAUGUUGGAACUCGACCAGAACCAAUGGCCCUCUACCACUUAUGGAAGGCAUUCGAUCAGGACUCCAAUGUUGCUGGCGCUGCCGGUGAGAUCAAGGCUGCCAAGGGUAAGAACAUGCUCGGUUUGCUCAACCCUCUUGUCGCAAGUCAAAACUUCGAAUACAAAAUGUCCAACAUUCUUGACAAGCCACUGGAAUCGGUCUUCGGUUAUAUCACUGUUUUGCCCGGUGCGCUCAGUGCCUAUCGAUUCUUUGCGCUGCAAAAUGACGCAGAUGGUCAUGGGCCCCUUAACCAAUAUUUCAAGGGUGAGACACUUCAUGGUCAAGAUGCAGACGUUUUCACCGCCAACAUGUACCUGGCUGAAGAUCGUAUUCUUUGCUGGGAGUUGGUUGCUAAGCGGGAAGAAAGAUGGGUCUUGAAGUUUGUUAAGAACGCCGUUGGAGAAACUGAUGUGCCGGACACGGUUCCUGAGUUCAUCUCCCAGCGCCGAAGAUGGCUGAAUGGUGCUUUCUUCGCAGCUGUGUAUUCGAUUUUCAACGCUAAGCAAAUCUGGAAGACGGAUCAUACUGUUGCCCGGAAGAUCUUGCUUCACAUCGAGUUCUUUUAUCAAUUCCUUAAUCUGCUGUUUACGUACUUUGGUCUUGCCAAUUUCUACCUCGCUUUCUACUUCAUUGCUGGCUCUUUGACUGAUCCGAAGCUUGAUCCGUUUGGUCACAACAUGGGCAAAUACAUCUUCGUUGUUUUGCGUUAUGCUUGUAUCCUGGUUAUGUGUUUGCAGUUCAUUAUCUCGUUGGGUAAUCGACCGCAAGGUGCCAAAAAUCUUUAUCUCUCCGGUAUCAUUAUUUACGCCAUUAUCAUGUUCUACACGGUCUUCUGUACCCUUUACUUGGUGGUCAAAGAGUUACUUGCACGUGCUCACGUUGGAGAUGAUCAUGACAUGGAAGUAGGGGACGGCCUAAUGAUGAACAUCGUCCUUUCCCUGUUGUCAACGGUCGGCCUGUACUUCUAUACUUCAUUCCUCUACCUGGACCCGUGGCACAUGUUCACCUCUUCGAUUCAAUACUUCCUGCUCAUGCCCAGCUACAUCUGCAUUCUCCAGGUCUACGCCUUCUGCAACACCCACGACGUAACCUGGGGAACUAAGGGCGACAACGUGAUCAACACCGAUCUUGGCGCAGCAAAGACUAUCAACGGCUCAACCGUCGUCAUCGAGAUGCCUUCCGAGCAACUUGACAUCGACUCCGGUUAUGACGCGGCCCUCCGCAAUCUCCGCGAUCGCCUCGAGGUCCCAGAGCCCCCACCAUCAGACUCCCAGCUACAGGAGGACUACUACCGUGCCGUCCGUACUUACAUGGUCUCAAUCUGGAUGGUCGCAAAUGUAAUCCUUGGUAUGGCUAUUUCGGAAAUAUACGGUAUCGACUCCGGCGGUACCAACGUAUACCUCGCUAUCAUCUUGUGGUCUGUCGCUGUCCUCGCUGCUAUUCGUGCUAUCGGCUCUACUACUUAUGCUAUCUUGAACGUCGUCCAGAAGAUAGUUGAAGGAAAGACAAAGUUCGAUGCGGGUAACAUGACAAACUUUGCCCCCAGCUCUUUCGGUGGUUCGAGUGCCGGUGCUACCUCUGAGUCUGGGGCAACCUCCUCCCGUCCUGUGCGCUAUGGCGGCGGUGCAUCCUUCAAGGAUAAAAUUGCAGAGGCUCGCUGGACUGCUGGUAGGGCGGUUGGAAAAGCUAUGUUCUGGCGCAAGUGA
Molecule: messenger RNA, 4095 nt
Organism: Penicillium griseofulvum
Lineage: Eukaryota; Fungi; Ascomycota; Eurotiomycetes; Eurotiales; Aspergillaceae
Gene: chsB
Product: chitin synthase class II
Exons: 7
Coding region: 1-4095 (1364 amino acids)
Cellular component (GO): cell periphery; cell septum
Molecular function (GO): chitin synthase activity
Source: RefSeq, a predicted model, not a curated record